Messenger RNA from Phytophthora nicotianae INRA-310, 526 nucleotides. RefSeq lists its product as hypothetical. The coding region runs from base 22 to 495 and encodes 157 amino acids. NCBI's taxonomy places the organism in Eukaryota, Oomycota, Peronosporomycetes, Peronosporales, Peronosporaceae. The transcript has a single exon. The record is from RefSeq and is a predicted model, not a curated record.
AGAGACGCAAAGAGCACCAAAAUGAACCAGCGUGCGGCACACUACACUGCGGCUGCCGUUCGCGGCAAGCCUGCUGCAUUAGAGAGUUCUGAAGAAGACUCGACUGACCCACAUGCACAUCGCAAAGGCAGCCCCGUGAAAGCGCGGUCUCCUAGUGAUAAUGCGUUACUGGGAACGGACGAUGACCGCAUCGACCCUGGAGAGGAUGAAGGCGAUGACCUUGUCGACGAUCUGGACCAAACUGCAGCCUACGCAGCGUUUCUACAAGAACAAGCAGAGAUGCGAGCUAGAUUCACAUUCAAGGACGAGACCCGGAAAACGCUUGGAGACAAAUUCAUUGCCGCGCUGCGUCGGAAACGCCGCAUGCUUGGACGCAACGAGAACCUCCGCUUCCGCGAGUUGUACAAGCCGCCGGAGCCCAUUGCAGUGCUGUUGGUGCUCGUGGUGUCGGCUGCAGUGACGCUUAUCGUAACGAAGUCUUGGCCAUUCUACUAAUUCUUAAUGAGAAUUGCACGUUUAAACUUGA